Xenopus laevis (African clawed frog) is the source of this 2966-nucleotide messenger RNA. RefSeq names its product relaxin family peptide receptor 1 L homeolog (gene rxfp1.L). Gene Ontology annotation, cellular component: plasma membrane; membrane. Gene Ontology annotation, biological process: signal transduction; adenylate cyclase-activating G protein-coupled receptor signaling pathway; hormone-mediated signaling pathway. The transcript has 18 exons. Bases 234 to 2516 code for a protein of 760 amino acids. The record is from RefSeq and is a predicted model, not a curated record. Lineage: Eukaryota; Metazoa; Chordata; Amphibia; Anura; Pipidae. Gene Ontology annotation, molecular function: G protein-coupled receptor activity; G protein-coupled peptide receptor activity.
AACAGUGAAGGAGGGUGUCAGCAGCAGACGUCGGAUUGAGCAUGGAGUGGGGGGGCAGUGCAUUGGGAGGAGAACAGCAACGGAGGUCGGAGAAGAAGUGCUGAAGCGCAGCGAGAGAGUGGAACACAAGUGCAAUACAUUACACCAACCACUGACAUUACACCACUGAAUGAAGUUCCUAUCGCGGCCAGACAGACUUCUCUUUUCUGACUUACUGCUGCCAGGCUAGAGCUAUGCCUCCUGGAUCCCUUCUCUAUCUCUCCUGGCUCGUCGCGCUCAAUUUUGCAUCUACCUCUACAGAAAGCCAAGACAUCUCCUGCCCCCUCGGAUAUUUUCCCUGUGGCAAUAUCACAAAGUGUCUUCCUCAGUUUAUGCACUGUAAUGGAGUGGACGAAUGUGGGAACCAGGCAGAUGAAGACAACUGUGGAGACAACAAUGGGUGGUCCCAACAGCUUGAUAAACUUUUUGAAAAGCACUACGAGAAAAUCGGCAUAAACACCUUUGACUUGGAGAUGAAGCCGUCUGAAUGCACACUCGGGCCGGUGCCAGCGCAGUGUUUGUGCCGAGGCUUAGAACUUGACUGUGAUGGAGCCAAAUUACGCACUGUCCCUUCUGUCUCUCCAAAUGUAACCAUCAUGUCUUUGCAGAAUAACAUGCUAAGAAAACUUGGGCCUGAUGAAUUCCGUAUGUUUCCAGAUCUACGAAAACUGUAUCUGCAGCAUAAUAACAUAAGGACAGUAUCUGUGCACGCUUUUAAGGGACUGUACAACCUGACAAAGCUGUAUCUGAGUCACAAUGAAAUAACCACUCUUAAACCAGGAGUGUUUGAAGAUCUGCACAGACUGGAAUGGCUGAUAAUUGAAAAUAACAAAAUUACCCGUAUCUAUCCCCAAACAUUUCAAGGACUGAACUCUCUCAUUCUUCUAGUCAUGAUGAACAAUUUCCUUGAACGGCUGCCUGACAAAUCUCUUUGCCAGUAUAUGCCUAAAUUAAAUUGGUUAGACUUUGAAGGCAAUAAUGUCCAGAGCUUAACAAACACAACUUUUAUUUCAUGUUCUACCUUAACUGUUCUGGUCAUGCGAAGGAACAGAAUCAGCACAAUAAGUGAGAACACAUUUUCAGCUCUCUACAGACUGGAUGAGCUGGAUUUAGCAAAUAAUAGAAUUGAAUCUUUCUCUCCGUCUUUAAUGAAGGGUGUCAAAGAAUUAUCACAGCUAAAUAUUUCCCACAAUCCCAUCCAGAAGAUUCAAGCAGACCAGUUUGAUUAUGUAUUUAAGCUGAAAUCCCUAAGCCUGGAAGGAAUUGAGAUUCCAAACAUUCAAAGAAGGAUGUUUAUGCCACUCAAAAAUCUAACUCAUAUAUAUUUUAAAAAGUUCCAGUACUGCGGCUUUGCUCCACAUGUGAGAAACUGCAAGCCAAACACAGAUGGGAUCUCAUCUCUGGAAAAUCUGCUAGCGAGCAUAGUUCAGCGUGUCUUUGUGUGGGUUGUUUCUGUAAUAACCUGCUUUGGAAAUAUCUUUGUCAUCUGCACAAGACCUUAUAUUAGGUCAGAAAAUAAACUCCAUGCAAUGUCCAUCAUGUCUCUCUGUUGUGCUGACUGUUUGAUGGGAGUAUAUUUAUUUGUCAUUGGUUACUAUGACCUUAAAUACCGAGGUGAAUACAAUGAAAAUGCCCAAGCAUGGAUGGACAGCACUCAGUGUCGGCUGGUUGGAUCAUUAGCUAUUUUGUCUACAGAAGUAUCAGUUUUGCUCCUUACAUAUUUAACUUUGGAAAAAUAUAUUUGCAUAGUAUACCCCUUUAGAUGUCUGAAGCCUGGAAGAUUCCGAACAAUUACAACGUUGAUACUUAUUUGGAUUAUUGGCUUUGUAAUAGCCUUUGUACCCCUUAGUAAUGACACAUUUUUUCAGAAUUACUAUGGUACUAAUGGAGUCUGCUUCCCAUUACACUCAGAGCAACCAGAAAGUACAGCGGCUCAGAUAUAUUCCGUCAUUAUUUUUUUAGGUGUAAAUCUGGCUGCUUUUAUCAUAAUUGUAUUUUCCUACAGCAGCAUGUUCUAUAGCAUUCACCGGACAGCCAUUAUGGCAACAGAAAUACACAAUCAUAUCAAAAAAGAAAUGACUUUAGCAAAGCGAUUCUUCUUUAUCGUCUUCACAGAUGCACUGUGUUGGAUACCUAUUUUCAUACUCAAACUGCUAUCUUUGCUUCAAGUGGAAAUUCCAGGAUCCAUCAGUUCUUGGGUAGUGAUUUUCAUACUGCCAAUCAACAGCGCUCUCAAUCCAAUCCUGUAUACUAUAACAACUCGGCCAUUUAAAGAGAUGAUUUCCCAAAUCUGGAGCAACUACAAGCAAAGACGGUCCAUGGGAAACAGAAACAGCCAGAAGGCAUGUACACCCUCGUUUUUUUGGGUGGAAAUGUGGCCACUGCAAGAUAUUUCACCGGAAAUAAUGAAGCCAGGACUUUAUACAGACUCUGAAAUGUCAGUAACAACUCACUCAACAAGACUAAGCUAUACAUAAAUAAAUAUAGGAAAUCUGCUGCACUGUCAAGUAAUGACACAGUUGUCGAAACUGUGGACUAGAACUGGAGUGCAAGGUUUUUUUAAAAAGUUUACUUUUUUUUUUAGAUUUUUGUACAAAGGAUUUAUAUAUAUAUAUUUCAGCUGCCCCUACACUGAACUUUCAGUCGCUGUGUUUGGGUUUAAUCUAACCUACAAAACACACUGUUAACAGAGCAUUUUAUAAUAUUGCACCUCAACUUCUGAAGACUGAAUAUUGAUAUGGCAAUUAAGCUUGCUUGAUGAAAGUGGAAGGAUCAAUUCAAACUUGAAAAAUUAGGCUCCAAAUUUACUAAGAGUAUCUGUUUUCUCUACUUAAAGCACAGGUGUCUACUAAUGUAGAGAUUGCUUUAAUGAAGUUAUUGCAUCAGGAUCCACCACCUUAAAGGAAUAGUUCAGUGUGAAAAUAAAA